Molecule: messenger RNA, 1641 nt
Organism: Alternaria infectoria
Lineage: Eukaryota; Fungi; Ascomycota; Dothideomycetes; Pleosporales; Pleosporaceae
Exons: 3
Coding region: 1-1641 (546 amino acids)
Source: RefSeq, a predicted model, not a curated record
AUGUCACUUCGCAUCACUCCCAUCGCUGAUGCCGUCGCUUCCGCUUGGUCGCAGGGCGUUGCGAGUCAGACAGCCAACCUAAACGUCGUUCCCGAUGACAUUCACCACCUCAUUCUCUCCGAUAUUGUGGACACAUCACCCGCAGACCUACUGAAUGUGGCACAAUCUUCCGAAGUCUUGCACGAUGCGGCAUUGCCUUACAUAUAUCGCAACAUCAUCCUGAAUGGAGAGUCAACGGCAUACCAGGCACUCGUGGAGAAGCUCUCCAAGAAUGAGCACGGUGACCUUACGAAGCAUAUCCGCAGUAUCACCGUCAAAGACGAGGUACCCUCUGCAGACCUGAUUACGAUACUCAACAAGACUAUACAGCACAGGAAUCUUCGAUCACUCAAUUGGGAGACCUCCACGCACAUACCUCCGGCAGUAUACGACAUGAUCCACGCGAUGUGGCCGAAGCCUGAGAUACGCGUUAUUGUCGUCGACCGGAAGACGGCAAAGAGUGUUGCACAUCGUCAGAUGGACAUGAAGCUCCUGUCAUCUCCGCUUCUUGUUAGCUUGACCUACGAGGUAUACAUGCAGGGCUUUGCCCCCGAGCACCCUUGCCGAUCCGAGUGGCCCCGACUCUCUCAGGCACUGGCGACUGGCGGGAACGUUAGAUCUCUUCGGCUCCAAGUUUUGCAAGACGGCCACAACCUUUUCACACCCGAUACGGAGCCGGCGAAGAUACCGCGUCUCGAUCUCACCGCCGGUAUGCGCCUACCUCUUCUCGAGGAGAUGACUCUUCAGACUUUGAGAUAUCAUGGCCAGACGGCGUAUCUCUGGGAUCCCGACUACUGUCGCAUGUUUCGCGAUGCUAUCGACUGUUCCCGACUGCGUAAGCUUGACUUCGGCGGCGAACAUCCCGAAAACUUCUUUACUUGCUUCACGGGACUUUGCCCCAAGCUCAAAGUGCUGAGUUUUGGGAUGUGGGAGGGUGAUAAAACGCCUGCGAAGCGGUUCAUUGAGUCCAUUGAUGCACUUGAACAUCUCGAUCUGUCACGAGCGCAAGCGGGUAUAGACGAUCUUUGGCCCGCUAUCGAGCAGCACAAGGAUACACUCGAGACACUGAUCCUUGGGCCGACAUUCGAAUCUUAUUGCCAAAAGGUCGUCAUGCCCUUCAGCCGUUUGAAGGACAUCGCGCGGACAUUCCCUAGGCUCAAGCAUCUAGGCUGGGACGCACCCUGCGAACGCAACAUCGAUCCGCAACAUCUCGUCACCCUAUUAGGGAUGAAUCUUACGAAGCUUGAUCUCUGGCUGCACAUUCCCCACGAAGCAAACGACUACAGCGAAAAGCUCGUACAGGAUAUCUGGGGCAACAUCCCUCACCCCGAACUGAACAAAGAGAGUACUGUCGCAUCUGCGACCGGUAUCGCAGAUCGUCUUUUGGGGUCCGGGCAAGGCGCGUUCAGGUGCCUCACUCUCCAUCUUUCGCGAGAGGGGGCUUCGGAUCGCUGCCAGCCGUAUAUGAUGUACUCGAAGCUGCAACUCAGAUUGAAUGGGCCCUCCAAAAGGACGCGUGCGGACAAGUGGAAUGUGCGCGGUAAGCUGGACUGGUCUUAUGAACCCACUUUGGUGGAAGAUCUGCUGUUCGAGGAGAGAUAG